Molecule: messenger RNA, 4753 nt
Organism: Armigeres subalbatus
Lineage: Eukaryota; Metazoa; Arthropoda; Insecta; Diptera; Culicidae
Gene: DNApol-alpha180
Product: DNA polymerase alpha catalytic subunit
Exons: 6
Coding region: 142-4662 (1506 amino acids)
Biological process (GO): mitotic DNA replication initiation; lagging strand elongation; DNA replication
Cellular component (GO): alpha DNA polymerase:primase complex
Molecular function (GO): single-stranded DNA binding; chromatin binding; nucleotide binding
Source: RefSeq, a predicted model, not a curated record
AAGAAUUUUCAUGGUUUGGCGCGAAAGCAAAUUAAAUUUACGACUAAAGCAAGGAAGCAUCGUUUUCGCGGAGAUUUUUAUGGUUUUUUAAAUUGCUAUUUUUAAAUAUAAAUUAAUUGAAUAACUCUAAAUUGUUGAAAAAUGUGUGACUCUCCAAGUUCGGAGCAAAGAAGCAAACGGCGGCGGAUUGAUAAACAUGGCCGGUUUGCGGCACUGGAGAAGCUGAGGAAUGUUAAAGCAGCCGGCGGUAAGCACAAGUACGAGGUGGACGAUAUUAAAAACGUUUACGACGAAGUGGACGAAACAGAGUACGCCAAGAUUGUGAACGAAAGGCAGCGGGAGGACUUCGUGGACGAUGAUGAUGGAUCCGGCUACGGUUAUGUCGAAAACGGUCGAGAAGUAUUCGAUGAGGACGAACUGGAAGAUGAGGGACCUAGCCGAAGUAAGAAGAAACAAAAAGACCCGAAGGGAAAGAAACGAACACGCGAGGAAACAGCACCGGUAACGGGACGGAAGUCCCUGAAGAAUUACUUCAACAAGGAACAUGAAUCAAAGGUGAAAAUAGCGGACGAUGAUGUGCUGGCAGAUAUUUUAGGAGAACUCAGUUCAGAGAAGGAUGGUGGUCAAAAGCAGGGCUCCACGAAUCAGACAACGGAGAUACGUCCGUUGAAGAUGACCCCGAAAUCGAAACCUGUCGACAAGGACGAAGAAAUGCGGAAAUAUAUGGAAAACUUUAGCAAGAACAUAAAGAAAACUGAAAAAGUCGAGGAGGCGGACAGUGACGAAGAGAUGUUGGACCGUGUUCUGAAGCAAAGCUCGACUAAGCAGAAAACUAAGGCUGCGGUUUCUGUAUCGAGGAAGGAGCCGAUGAAGAUAUCUGAGGAAAUUCCACCAGAGCCCGUCAGAAUAGACGAGGUUGAAGUUAAAUCAGAGCCUGUUGCUGUGGAAGCAGCAGAAUUGUCCCAUUUGGAAAACGACUUUUUGGAUGAUGAUUUCGAUCUAACAGGAGCGGAAGUAGAAACCCAGGUGACCCAGAAAUGCCCAUUGAGCCAAGUCAAAGUAGAAGUUAAGGCAGAAGUCAAACUUGAUUCAGACAAAUUGCUAAGUGGAUGGGGAAAUAUUUGCGAAACGGAAUUGGAUGAUGAUAUGAUAGCCGAUAUGGACAUGUGCAUUCCGGAAGGCACUUGUUCUACGGACGGAGGCGAAACAGUAAGGUUUUGGUUUUGGGAUGCCUGGUCAGAUCCAACCAAGAGACAGGGGGAGAUGUAUAUUUUUGGUAAAAUGGCCACAGGGAAGAAGGUAAACGAGUUCCAGUCUGUUUGUAUCCAUGUUCAGAACGUGGACCGCUGUAUGUACAUGUUAGCAAGAGAGAAGGAAUACAACAUCUCCAGCGGAAUGGAUACCGAAAAGGACGUGAGCAUGCUGGAUGUUUACAACGAGUUCUGCAACGACAUUAGCACUAGUUUGAAGAUUACCAAGUAUAGAACAAAGGUGGUGACGAAGAACUUUGCUUACACGAGCUCUAUGGCCAAUUUGAAAAUUCCAGCUGAGAGUGAGUACCUGGAAGUUAGAUACAGUGCCAAACUUCCACCGCCGGACACAGAGCGGAAGUAUCGUACAAUUUCCCAUAUCUUCGGAACCAAUACAAAUAUCGUGGAACAAUUCCUACUGGAACGGAAGGUUAAGGGUCCCUGUUGGUUGGAGAUGAAGAACUUUAAAGCAAGCCCCAGCCCUGCCAGUCACAGCAAAGUCGAGUACGAAGUUCCAGGAAUCAAUUGCAUAAGUGUGGCCCAAGAUGCAUCAACCAUGGCACCUCCUCCGCUUGUAAUAUGCGCAAUUAAUGUACGUAGCAUCCUCAAUAAGGCCACCAACGAGAUUGCGAUGAUAUCCAUGCUGGUUCACGAUCGAUUCCCGCUGAACAAACCCCCUCCAAGUCAGCCCUUCAAUCGCCAUUUUUGUGGAGCCGCUCGUCCAGCUGGAACCAGCUGGCCCCACGAUUUCAACCCACAAGACCCGACGCUGAAAACCAAAGUGACCAAAUGCGAAAACGAACGAACCCUGUUGAAUUGGUUCCUUUCGAUGUACGGAAACAUUGAUCCGGACCUUGUGGUCACACACGAUGUUUACGGAUUUCAGCUUGAUUUGAUAUGCCAGAGGUUAAUGGCAAUGAAGAUUCCACAAUGGGCUCGUAUUGGCCGACUGAAGAUGAAGAUGCCGUCGAGCAAGCGAGUGGACGACUUCUUUGUAGGUCGGAUGGUACUCGAUGUGAAGACCAGCGCGGAGGAACUGAUUAAAUCCAGGAGUUACGACUUGGCCACUCUCUGUACGGAAGUGCUAAAGGUCAAGGAGGGUUCUCGAAAAGACGUGUUGCUGGACGACAUUCCUGGAAUGUACGAAAACUCAUCGGAACUGAAGGAGCUGAUCGUGCUGACCAUGCAGGAUAAUUACUUUACGAUGAGAAUUAUGUGCGAGCUAAACGUGCUGCCACUGGCAUUGCAGAUCACUCAGAUUGCAGGGAAUUUAAUGAACCGGACUUUACACGGGGGUCGAGCCGAGAGGAACGAAUUCCUGCUCCUGCAUGCGUUUACCGAAAAGGACUACAUCGUGCCGGAUAAGGCUCCCAGGGCUGGACCGGGUUUUAACCAGGAGAAACCGGAAGCGGCUGCUGAUCGGCGCAAGCCUAAAAAUAAGGCGGCAUACUCCGGCGGUCUUGUGUUGGAACCGAUAAAGGGAUUCUACGACAAAUUCAUCCUGCUGAUGGAUUUCAACUCCCUUUACCCCAGCAUCAUCCAGGAGUACAAUAUUUGUUUCACCACGGUGCUACCACCGCCGACGACCGAUGCGGUAGAUGACGAGAACUCCGGCGCCGAGAUCCUACAAACAAACGAAAUGGGAAUAUUGCCCCGCCAAAUUCGUAAACUCGUCGAGAGCAGAAAAUCAGUGAAACAGCUGAUGAAAGCAUCCGGUCUGGCACCGGAACUUAAGAUGCAGUACAACAUUCGUCAGAUGGCGCUCAAGCUUACGGCCAAUUCCCUGUACGGGUGUUUGGGUUACACCAGAUCCCGAUUCUAUGCUCAGCACAUGGCCGCACUGAUCACGCAAAAAGGUCGGGAAAUUCUUAUGAACACCAAGAGCAUAGUGGAAAAACUGAAUUAUCAGGUUAUCUAUGGUGACACGGACAGUAUCAUGAUCAACACCAACAGCAUCGAUUAUGACGAGGUGUUCAAGAUCGGUGCCAACAUCAAGCAGAUCGUCAAUAAAACUUACAAAUGCUUGGAGCUGGACGUCGACGGAAUCUACAAGUACUUGCUGCUGUUGAAGAAAAAGAAGUACGCGGCUGUUUCGAUUGCCAAGAUCGGAGAAAAAUUCGAAUGCACCCAGGAGCUGAAGGGUUUGGAUAUCGUUCGGCGAGAUUGGUCGAGGCUGGCGGUGAUUGCCGGAACCGUAAUUUUGAACGAAAUCCUGUCGGACAAGCCGAUGGAUGAGCGGAUAGAGAACAUCCACACGCAGUUGGAAAAGGUUAAAAACGAUCUCUUGAGUGGGGUUACAGCAGUUUCUCUUCUGGAAAUAACGAAACAAAUAACAAGACCGCUCAAUGAAUAUCAGGACACUGCGCAGCUGCCUCACGUGACUGUGGCAAUGAGAAUGAACAAAACACGUAGUCGAAAUUUCAAACGAGGCGACGUGGUUGGGUACAUAAUUUGUGAGGAUGGAACAUCCGCAGCAGCCAUGAAGCGGGCUUAUCACAUCGAUGAGCUGAAAGAUCCGGUCAACAAAGACAAAUUGAAACCAGAUGUCGAUUAUUAUCUAUCGCAGCAGGUCUUCCCAGUAGUGUUCAGAAUAUGCGAGCCCCUCAGCGGAACGGACGCUUGCCGAUUAGCGUUAUGCCUUGGGCUGGAUCCCAAGAAGUUCCAGAGCCUGAAUAUGACCCAGAAGGAUGGUGAAAGAGAUUACGUAGACGGUGAAGCGAUACAGAAAACCAUUACCCAGAAGUUCCGUUAUUGCCACUGGUUUGAGUUCACAUGCGUGGUAUGCAAAACGAAAAAUCCUGUUGCCAGCGGAUUUAAGCCGGAAGGAGGGCGGCACAAAUCUGUUUUCGAAAAAUGUCGCAACGACGCCUGCAAGGUUUUGCCUCAGCAGUACCUCCCGGCGAUCGUCAACCAACUUAGCUUGGCCAUACGAGGCGACAUCAAGCGAUUCUACGAACGCUGGAUGGUUUGUGAUAAUCCAAUUUGUGGGAAGAACACCAAGCUUUACUCUCAGGUCGCCACCAAGAACAAUCCGGUCUGUUUGCAUUGCCAGAAAGGUCUCCUAAUCCAGCAAUACUCGGAAUCGGAUCUGUAUCAACAGCUCAAUUACUACAGAUACAUGUUUGACCUGACUCAUCACGACAGCAGAGUGACAAAACUAUUGUCGCCAGAUUUGCGCAACAUCUACACAUCGCUGAGUGCCGUCGUCGAGCGGUUCCUAUCGCACUCCAAGUACGCCAACAUCAAACUGUCCACCUUGUAUUUGAACUACACGAUGAACUCCAGCUCGCGGCAAGCAAAAAUUUACCCGGUCAAAGAACUGUCCGAAACGAUGGCCAACAAGCAGAAAGCAUCCUCCUUAGCCAGAGGCGCCAAACGAAUUCAGUGGCAGAAGUACCUUGGCUACGAGUGAAGUACGUAUUUGUUUAGUUCUAUCCCUGUCUACGGUUUAAAGUUUAAAAAUAAGGAAGAAUUGCAAAUAAGAUAAAGUAAAUUUCAACGAA